This is a messenger RNA of Trichogramma pretiosum, 3306 nucleotides long. RefSeq names its product sodium-coupled monocarboxylate transporter 1. NCBI's taxonomy places the organism in Eukaryota, Metazoa, Arthropoda, Insecta, Hymenoptera, Trichogrammatidae. Gene Ontology annotation, molecular function: symporter activity. The record is from RefSeq and is a predicted model, not a curated record. Gene Ontology annotation, biological process: sodium ion transport; transmembrane transport. Gene Ontology annotation, cellular component: membrane. Bases 663 to 2648 code for a protein of 661 amino acids. The transcript is spliced from 6 exons.
AAUCGUCGUGUCCUCUCUCUCUGCGCGAGUGCGAUAGUACCCUGUGCGGUUCUUCUUCUUCUUCGGCACCGAGGAUGCGCGACAACGACGACACCAGCAGCAGCAGUAGCAACACAAGCGGACGGGGGUUUCGGUAUUUACUCAAACGUCGAGUCGCGGAUAUAUACGCACACACACACAGUCGCGCGUAUAGUCAUAUGCCUCAUAAUAAUACCUAAGUAGACGAGCUGCACUUGCUUAGUUGCUCGUCGACACUUGCCUUAUAACAGUGAGAAAAGAGAGAGAGAGAAAGAGAGACUGAGUGAGAGACUUACGCGUGACACUGCGAGCGCGUAUAUUCCUUGAUACAUCGAGAGAGAAAAAAGAGGAGAGACCCAACGAGCUGUGUUUCACCUUUUUCUAUAUAAUACAACCAAAAAAAGUGAUCUCGUCCCAUGAAGUGUUACCGCGUUUUUUUUUAUAAAUGAAUCAGAAAUAAUCUAAUUAAUAUAUUCAUCGAUUUUUGCGACACUUGGCGCGAGCGCACCUUAAUUUCUCGCCAGAGAAGAGCAGGACUUUUUUUCUGUGCGUGUGCUACUACGGACUCAUUGAGUUGAUAUAUAGUGUAGUUCAGAAGACGAACGAAUUCGGACUCCGGUGCCACAGCCUACCUCAACUCAGCCAUGGAGUCGUCGUCGCUGAUCGUCGACUAUCUCGUCUUCACCGUGUUCAUCGCCGUGAGCUUCGUCAUACCGCUGUGGGGCAAAUUUCGGGCGCGCAAAAAAACCGAGACCAAGGCCGACUACGUGUUCGCCACGGGCUCGAGCGUGUCCAUGGGCGCGAUGAUGCUGUCCAUCGCCCGUGGCACCCUCGGGGUCCGAUCGUUUCUCGGCUACCCGAGCGAGCUCUACUAUCGGGGCAGCGCCAUGUGGGAGACGCUGUACGGCAUGGUGCUGGCCUAUCCCAUCGUCUGCUUCACCUUCGUGCCGGUCUACUACAGUCUAGGCAUCACCUCGGUGUAUCAGUAUCUGGACAUGAGAUUCAAAUCGAAAUUGGUCCGAAGACUGGCUAGCUUCACGUACGUCAUCAGGAGCCUGCUCAACGUCUCGGUGACGGUGUUCACGCCCUGCGUGGCCCUCAAGACCGUCAUCGGUCUGCCCUACUGGGCCAGCAUCUGCGGGAUAACGGCCAUCUCCAUCGUUUUUACACUAAUGGGAGGCUUAAAAGCGGCUAUCCUCUCGGACGUACUUCAAGGACUGACGAUGAUCGGAGUGUCGCUCGUGAUAAUCAUUCACGGCACGAUAGACGUCGGCGGAAUCAGUACCGUCGUGAACAUCACCCAGGAACGCGGCCGUCUCGAAUUCUUCAACUUCAACAUGGAUCCGACGAUACGAGUCAACACGGUCUCGGCUAUCCUGGGCCAGCUCUUCAUGAGCCUCUCGAUCUUCGGCUGCCAGCAGAACUUCGUUCAGCGCUACUUCAGCAUGGGCAGUCGGACGAAAGUCGUCAAAACCAUGAUGGCCAACAUCCCCGUGAUCACCGUACUGUUCUCGCUCUCCUGGAUCGUCGGCAUGGUGAUAUUCGCCAACUACGCCGACUGCGACCCGCUGAGUCUCGGCUACACCUCCAAGUUCGACGAGAUCGUGCCGUUCUACGUCGAGGACAAGUUCGUCUAUCUGCCCGGUCUACUCGGUCUCGUCAUGGCCACCCUCUUCAACAGCUCGCUCACCAUCACCGUGUCCAUACUCAACUCCCUCGCCACCGUCACCUUCGAGGACUUCCUCAGUCAGAUCCCGGCGAUGCACAAUCUGCGCGACAAUCAGCAGCUCAAGAUCAUCAAGUCGCUGGCCAUAGUCUACGGUCUGCUCGUCAUCGGCGUCAGUUUUCUCGUGGGCAAACUGCCCGGCGUCAUCGAGUCGUCGAUGCUGAUGACCUCCGCGACGUCGGGUCCGCUUCUGGGCGCCUUUAUUUUAGCCAUGCUCGUGCCAUGCGCCAAUUGGAAGGGCGCCGCCGCUGGUAUGAUCUUCAGUCACGCCACGACCCUCUGGCUGACCUUCGGCCGGCUCAGUCUCGACAUACCGGUGCAGCAGUUGCCGCUGUCGACGGCGGGCUGCAGCAACGACACGUUCUCGUCGCACAUGACCAAGCCGCUGGACCUCGUGCCCAAGCAGUGGUCGAGCGCCACGCCCGAUCAUCUGUUCGUCGACGAGACACCCGAGUCCAUACUCGACAACAUCUACGGCAUCACCUACAUGUAUUACGCCUUCAUCGGCAGCUUAUCCACGGUCAUAGUCGGCAUAAUAGUGAGCCUGCUGACGGCCGACGCCAAGGAGGACGCCUACCAGGAGCAUCUCCUGCAUCCCUGCGUGCUGAAACUCUCGAGGAUGUUCCCGGGCAAGCAGCGACUCUACGCGCCGGCCACGUGCGGAGGCGAUGGGGCGGCGGGUGGCGGCGACAACAGCGCCGCCGGCAGCGACAACAACAACGUCAGCGCCUCGACCGGGAUCAGCGACGACUCGUUCAAGGUCAACGGCGAGAAGCUCGGCAGCAACGGCGUCGGCGAGCACAGGGUCCAGAUGGACAUCAAUUAUCUGGAGAAGCUCGACGCCCUGAAGAAGGCCACCCUCGAGGUGACGAACGAAGUGCAAAACAACGGUACGAAGCUCUGAGAGCUGAGCAGCGGCUUUUCACGUGUAUACCGAUGUUUCGAACUUUUGAGACUGAGACUUUUCUUUAUUUAUUCAUUCGUUUUUUUUUUAAUUUUAAAUCGUUGUUGUCCGAGAGAAUAUCGUGCGCGCGCGCGGCUGCAUUAAAUAUAAGUAGAUGUAAUUGUGUCGAAUGGAAGAGGUUCUUAGGACGAUGUUGUUGUCAGUAUUCGGUGAUCGGUGACCACACAAAGCGAACGAAGCGAGCGGAAAAAUUAAUCAACGACUCGAGUGCCUGAAUCGAGGGACUUUUUUUUUUAAAUAUGUGCAUUGUUAAUUAAUCGUUGUUUAGUGCGUAUCUUUUUAAUGUAUAGCAAUCGUAUAUUAGCUUAAAUCUUGGAAAAAAAAAACAAAUCGAAUACUGCGGUAGGAUCUGAUAUAUUCCUAUGUGUAUAUUUAAUUUAUUAAAAAAAAAUAAUACUUAUAAUCAUAAAUCGAGCAUAUUAUUCGAAAUAUGUAAUCGAAUACUCGCUGAUAAGUACGACAAAAAAAAAAGAAAAGAAAUGGAGGGUAUAUCGUGCGUAUCCUUUGAAUCGGUCUUUAGUCGAGGGCUGAUUUUUUUUUAAAUAAUCAGCCGUUUUUAAAGAAAAAUAUCUUGGGUAAAAGGCUGCAAGUUUAUAAA